This is a messenger RNA of Notodromas monacha, 13740 nucleotides long. The record is from the annotation of a GenBank genome assembly. Lineage: Eukaryota; Metazoa; Arthropoda; Ostracoda; Podocopida; Cyprididae.
AUGGCUGAAGCAUCCUCUGGAAAAAAGCUUUCUGGGGCAGCAGGCAGGAAUAAACCUGAUGAGCAGAGGAAGACUAGGAGAGGUGACUUGGAUCAACGCUAUGAGUACAUAUUUUCAGUGUUGUCAUAUCUCAUUGGUAUGCAUAGGAUGGAGAUCCUUGACAACCUGCUGGAAGGGGACCAGUUGGACACAAUUGGAGCCUUUUUCUCUUCAUCUGACACAAAUUCCAAACUGGUCUGGUUCCAUCAAACCAUUGAUGAUGGUGAAUCCUCAACCCGUCGCAGCAGUCUGACAUCCCCUUCAGCCAUUGUCACCACGCAACAAUUGAAUUUGGAAGCCAGUGUUGCCGAAGUGGCAGCCGAAUCAGGCGGAAUGUUGCCACCCAUCAACCGCUUCAGUUCGCCCGUAGUGACACCUACUGGCGGGAGCAGUGGAGCUCGAGCCCGAGCGAGAGGAGUGACACCUGCACCGCAGGCCGUUGCGCGCAAGAAACUUUUCCUCACAGAUGGCUCUAGUCUGCCGCUUGCUGGCAUUUGCAUCUACGCCUUGAAAAUCAAUCCCGACAAGAACAUCACCGAAGACAACAUCCCCAAGGAGGUGACCUUUGGGUACAUGUCAGCAGACCAAUAUGCUCUAUUGAAUGUUCCUGAAAGACUGAUAACAAAGGUCUUCAUCCCAGUUCUCAAUGAAGGACAUUGUGAACUGGACAAGACUUCACCAGGCAAAGUUGCCAAAGAGGACCUAUUGGCAGCUCUGCAGUCUUUUGCAAGUGUCUGUUUAGCAUCUGAAGAAGCACUCAGGGAAAAAGUGAUUUUGCCAGAGUGCGACCUUCUCAGGAAUGUUUCAGUGUUUCAUGAAGAUGAAAUCCUACCAGCUUUGACUACACCUAUGCACUUGGUGAAACUAGAGGCUUCUUUCAGAAAAUGGAUAACAAUUCUUGAAGGAGUCUUGAAUGAGAGCAACCAACUUAGAAAAGAAGUUGAUGAUGCUGGACCUCAAAAGGAGUUGGAAUACUGGAGAAAGCAAACCUGUCUCUUCUUUUGCCUUAUGAGUCAAAUGAGGGGAAAAGAUGUGGAUAUCUACAUAUCAGCUCUACAAGCAGCCAGAGGGCGCUUGUUCAGAAACUGGAAGAAUGUGGAGGCUGGGGUAAUUGAGAUGUAUAACAUCUCAAGAACCAAUCUAAGAUACAUCAUAGUGAUUGAGAAGCAAUGUCAUCCUUUAUACCUCAGUGGUCCAAAUGAAAUGCUGAAAGUUCUUCCAAGUCUCUUCAACACUGUCAGGAUGAUUUAUGUCAUCUCUCCAUACUACAACACUUCUGAAAGGCUUUCAGGAUUAUUGAUCAAGGUGACCAAUCAGAUGAUAAAGUCCUGCCGGAAGUACAUAACCUGCAACAACCUGGAGACGAUCUGGUCCCAGCCCAGGGCGGAAGUUUUGCGGAAAUUGCGCGACUGUCUGGAUUUGCACACUGAAUACCGGAGGGCGUAUCGUCAAGCCCAGGAGCACUUGGCCACCAAUAACCACGCCCCCUUCAACUUCUCCGCCCACUACGUUUUCGGCAAGUUUGACGCCUUCUGUCGCCGCCUCCAACUCAUCAUGGAGCUCUUCAACCUGGUUGACAAAUACAAAAAGUUCCUUGGCUCUGGGGUGGAUGGUUUGCUUCCCAGAGACAAAGCCCUCGGAGAAAUCAUGGCGUCGUUUGACGAAAUGUCCGACUCCAUCGCGCGGAAAUCUUACGAUUGCCUGGACGCGAAACAAAGGACAUUCGAGGCUGAUUACGACAAGUUCAACGAACGUUUGGGCGUGCUAAUCAACAAGAUCCGCAAAAUGUUGGAGAAGCAGUUCAGUGCUGUGUGGAGCUCCGCCCAUUUGGGCAUGAGCUUCCUAGGAAGAUUCGAACGGCUUAGUGAACGGGUUCCGGGGCUGAAUAUAGACGCCAAGUGCUCCGCCAUCUUGGCCACUUAUUCUAGAACACUGGACAGAGUAAAACUCACUUACAACCGACUGAAAGAAAGUCCGCCGAUUCCGAGGAACAUGCCUCCAGUUGCUGGCAGGAUCUGGUGGAUCAGAGGACUGUUUGAGCAAAUAGCUGGACCCAUAAGGCAGUUCAAGGGACACCCAAGGAUCCUAAAGCAACCAGGGGCAGACAAACUCAUACAACGUUACACAUUAAUAUCCAAGACCAUAAUAGAGUAUGAAAUGAUGCUUCAUGACAACUGGUGUGAUGAAAGUAUUGAUCAAGUUCAGUUCAGCUUGUCAUGCACUUUGCUGGUGAGAGUGCAGACUGAAGUUGGAAUUCAAGUCCUGGUGAACUUUGACCCAGACAUAGCAACAGUCAUCAGAGAGGCUGAGUGUAUGAAGAAACUUGGCUUACUUGUACCUGCUGUGACUGAAGCCCUCAUUGCCUGCAAGGGGAAACUAUUUCACAAAAGAGCCAUGCUAGAGCAUUUGCUCAGGGAAUACAAGAGAGUGCAGAAAAAGAUUCCUGGAAGUUUGCAGUCUUUGCUGGUGAGUCAUCUUGGCAGGGUUGAUGAGUGCAUAGAGUGCAUGGAGCCUGCAUUCUACCAACUGACCUGGUCUUCACUGCAAGUAAAAGAAUUUUUCCAGGGCACUUUGGCAGUGCUCAAGAAUUUGGAGACUUUGAUUGAUAGGCAAGUCACCUUUUGUCUCUACCAUGGUAACAACGUAAGUCAUAAUGGGGUAGUCGACUCCUGUACCUGUUUGACGACCGGAGGUCCUAGCAAUCAAACAACAGAUUCCAGGUCACCAACUCCAGGAAGGAAUGACUCAUCCAUGAGUGAUACUCAAGAACAUGUUGGACUGUCUGACAAUGCUGCUCCAGCACCAAUUGAUGGUGGCUUGCAUCAAGACUCUGACUCUUCUCAUACACCAGACAGUGCUGGACAUCUUUUGCAAGUGCCCAAUGAUCAUCACAUGAGGGAUGGUAGUUUGAUCAGUGUGGCCUCUGGUCCAGCACCCAAUUCACUGGCAUGGAAUCAAAAAGAGAAAGCUGCUAGGAGGAAAAAGGAACUUACUGAUAGGGUCAACCAUGCUGCUCAGGAACUCAAGAGGUACUACAACAUGAGGGUUUUGGAGGCUAUUGUUAACAGCACCAAGAAAGCCUUGGAUGAAAUCAGGAAAAGAAUUCUGGAUCAAUGUGACCAAGACAAUGGGCCAGAGCAUGAGGUGAUCUCAGCUCCAAUGAUCCCAGGCCAAACAGAGGCAUCAUUCAGUCUGCGCAACAGCCUGAGGAAAAAGCAUUGUCCAAUGUUCAGAGUGAAAGCUGAGCUUGGCACUCAGUAUCUCAAGAUUUCUCCAUCCCUUGAGGAAAUCCAGGAACACAUUGCCAAGGCAGCCAAAAUCAUAACUUCAGCAUCUAAAGCUGUUGGACAAUGGGCCAAGCAAAGAAGGGCAUUGGGAGACAAUUUGACAUUUCUGGCACAAGCCAUGAAGAAGGAUGUGGUCAUUUGGAAGACCAUUUCAGAUGAAUCUUACCGCUCAUGUCUCCCCAAACUCAGCCAAAGGCAAGAAAUAGUUCCUUUAGUAAAGGAGGAGACCAGCAGUAGUGAAAGCAUUGAAAACAAUGGUGGACCACCUUCAAGCACAAAGCCACCAUUAGGAGCAGCUAAAAUCCUUACCAGGGCUGCUAUGAACUGUCUGGAUGCAACUCAGCAACAACAACAACAACAACAGCAGCAAAUCCAACAGCCAACACAAUCUUCAGGGUCAAGUCCUGUAAAGAACAUGGCUGCCUUGAAGGCCAAGAAGCCAUGGUUAAUCAAAAGAGGCAGAGCUGCAACUGUGGACACUUAUGCAAUUCAACCCAUCAGGCCCAAAAACUAUUACCACAGUGUAACUGAGCACAAGGAUGUGCAGAAAUCCAUGAGUCUGAUCAUGAACUGUCUUCAGACAUGCAAACAGGAAACCAAGGAAUUUUUCUUGCACUGGGAAAGUUAUUCCAGCCUGACAGACACUGACAGAGAAGGGGCUCUCAAACACUAUCUAUCAACAAACCCUACUGUUGUGGAUUUUGAAGACAAGAUAAAUUACUUUCUUGACCUGGAAAAACGAGUCACUGAAGAACCUGAUGUCCAUUUCAUUGGAGCAAUUGAAAUCUCCUGCUGUGACUUGAAGGACAUGCUCAGAGGGGAAGCUGAGAAUUGGAUCCAUAGAUAUGGAAAAUCCUGCAAAGUUGAAUACAGAAGAAAGAUGGACAAGAUUGUGGCACAAAUAAAUGACCUGAGCAGAAAAUUGAGCAGGCCCAUAAAAGAUCUGGAUGACCUGAGACUUGGCAUGCAUGCCUUGCGACUAAUCAGAGACAAGGAGAUUGACAUGGAAAUGGCCAUUGAUCCAAUUGAGGACUGUUUCUCCCUGAUGGCCAAGCAUAACGUCAAAUUGAGCAAAGAAGAAACAGAGAAAGCAGAUUCUCUGAGAUACAGUUGGCAGAAGUUGCAGGCCCAGGCUACAGAUCUGCAAACCCUGUUGGCAGCCCUGCAACCCCAGUUUAAGCAAGACCUCAUCAAGAACUUGGAUCAGUUCCAAAAGGACAGUCAAACCUAUUGCAAGGAAUACCACAUCAGUGGACCCAUGGUUUCAGGGUUGGCCCCAAGGGAAGCAUCUGAUAGGCUGCUUAUUUUCCAGAAUCGCUUUGACUCCUUGUGGAGAAGGUACAUUGUGUAUUCUGCUGGUGAAGAACUCUUUGGCAUGGAUCCAUCAGAAUACCCAGAAUUGUCACAUAUCAAAAAGGAGCUGAACCUUCUUCAGAAGCUGUACAGACUUUACAAUGAUGUAACAGACAGAGUCAGUUCCUACUAUGACAUCCUCUGGGCAGAAGUCAACAUUGAGGAGAUCAACAAUGAGCUUCUGGAAUUCCAAAACAGGUGCCGGAAACUUCCAAAGGGCUUGAAAGAAUGGCCAGCAUUCAACACACUGAAGAAGACAAUUGAUGAUUUCAAUGACAUGUGUCCACUGCUAGAGCUAAUGUCCAACAAGGCAAUGAAGGCAAGGCAUUGGCAGAGAUUAGCAGAAGUCACUUCUUAUGACUUCCGCAUGGAGGAGCAAGAGAACUUUUGCCUCAGGCACAUCAUGCAAGCCCCUCUGCUUCAAUUCAAAGAGGACAUUGAGGACAUUUGCAUAUCAGCUGUGAAAGAAAAGGACAUUGAGGCUAAGCUGAGGCAGGUGACCAAUGAGUGGAACUUGCAUGAGUUGACUUUCAUGCCAUUCAAGAACAGAGGAGAAUUGCUUCUCAGAGGUGACAACACUGCUGAGAUCAUCUCUAUGCUUGAGGACAGUCUCAUGGUACUUGGAUCACUCUUGUCCAACAGGUACAAUGCACCAUUCAGGAAGCAAAUUCAAAAAUGGGUCUCAGACUUGUCAAACACAAAUGAGAUCCUUGAAAGAUGGUUGUUUGUUCAGAAUCUCUGGGUUUACUUGGAAGCUGUUUUUGUUGGAGGUGACAUUGCAAAGCAGUUACCCAAAGAAGCCAAAAGAUUUUAUGCCAUUGACAAAUCAUGGCAGAAAAUCAUGAGCAGGGCUCAUGAGCUACCAAAUGUAGUUCAAUGUUGUGUUGGGGAUGAUUCCCUAAAGCAACUGUUGCCACAUUUGCAAGAACAGCUGGAAUUGUGCCAAAAAUCCUUAUCGGGAUACUUGGAGAGGAAGAGGCUUAUGUUUCCAAGGUUUUUCUUUGUCUCUGACCCAGCUCUUCUUGAAAUCCUUGGGCAAGCCUCAGAUUCACAUACAAUCCAGGGUCAUUUGAAAAGCAUCUUUGACAACACUAAAUCAGUCAUUUUUCAUGACCAGGACUAUGACCGUAUCACUGGGAUUGUGUCUUCUGAAGGAGAAACUAUUCAGUUGGAGAGACCAGUGAGGGCAGAAGGCAGUGUGGAAGUGUGGCUAAUGAGGCUUUUACAAAUGGCGCAGAAUUCUUUGCACUGCAUCAUACGCUCUGCUCAUCAGUAUGCAAAUGACCCCAAUUUCAAUGUCCUUCAAUUUUUUGCCACUUAUCCAGCUCAAGUGGGAAUCCUUGGGUUACAAAUGAUUUGGACCAGGGAUUCAGAAAUUGCUCUUGUUCAUGCAAGAGUUGACAGGAAAAUCAUGGCUGAAACAAACAACAGAUUCUUGGAUUUACUCAACAUACUAAUUUCACAAACAACCAGGGACUUGGGAGUUGUGGAAAGAACCAAGUUUGAGACUCUCAUCACUGUCCACGUGCAUCAAAGAGACAUUUUUGACAACCUGGUGAGAAUGAAUGUCAAGAGUCUGAUGGAUUUUGAGUGGCUGAAGCAAUGCAGGUUCUACUUCAAAGAAGAACAGGACAAAACCUGCAUUUCUAUUACUGAUGUGGACUUUUUGUAUCAGAAUGAGUUUCUGGGCUGUACUGAAAGACUGGUCAUUACUCCAUUGACUGACAGAUGCUACAUAACUUUGGCACAAGCUCUGGGGAUGAGCAUGGGAGGAUCACCAACUGGUCCAGCAGGAACUGGCAAGACAGAGACAGUCAAAGAUAUGGGAAAAACUUUGGGCAAAUAUGUGGUGGUCUUCAAUUGCUCUGACCAAAUGGAUUACAGAGGGCUGGGAAGGAUAUACAAAGGAUUGGCACAGUCUGGAUCUUGGGGUUGCUUUGAUGAGUUCAACAGAAUUGAGCUCCCUGUUUUGUCAGUAGCUGCACAGCAGAUUGCAGUUGUUUUGUCCUGUAAGAAAGACAGAAGGAAGACAUUUGCCUUCACUGAUGGGGACAUUGUUGACAUGAACCCUGAAUUUGGCAUCUUCCUCACAAUGAACCCUGGGUAUGCUGGGCGCCAAGAACUACCAGAGAACUUGAAAGUUCAAUUUAGGACAGUGGCCAUGAUGGUACCUGAUCGUCAAAUUAUCAUUAGGGUGAAACUUGCUUCUUGUGGCUUUUUGGAGAACAUCACCUUAGCCAGGAAGUUCUUCACUUUGUACAAGCUUUGUGAGGAACAACUGACCAAACAGGUUCACUAUGACUUUGGCCUGAGAAACAUCCUGUCAGUUCUAAGAACCCUAGGAGCAGCAAAAAGGGCUCAUCCCAAAGACUCUGAGAGUACCAUUGUCAUGCGAGUUCUCAGGGACAUGAAUUUGUCAAAACUUGUUGAUGAAGAUGAGCCUCUCUUCAUGUCUUUGGUCAAUGAUUUGUUCCCUGCCAUUUCUUUGGAUAAAGCUGGACAUCCUGAACUGGAGAAAGCUAUCCAUGAACAAGUCAAAGCUGCAGGUCUUAUUUAUCAUCCUGCUUGGGCCAUUAAACUCAUUCAGCUUUAUGAAACACAACGAGUGAGACAUGGGAUGAUGACAUUGGGGCCAAGUGGGUCUGGGAAGACAACUUGCAUUCAGAUCUUGAUGAGAGCCUUAACACAAUGUGGAGAGCCACACAGGGAGAUGAGGAUGAAUCCAAAGGCCAUCACAGCUCCACAGAUGUUUGGUAGAUUGGAUGUUGCCACCAAUGACUGGACUGAUGGUAUCUUUUCCACCCUAUGGCGCAGAACCCACAAAGUCAAAAAAGCUGAACACAUUUGGCUGGUGUUGGAUGGACCAGUUGAUGCAAUUUGGAUUGAGAAUCUCAACUCAGUCCUGGAUGACAACAAAACACUGACUUUGGCAAAUGGUGACAGGAUUCCCAUGUCACUCAAUUGCAAAAUAAUUUUUGAGCCUCACAACAUUGACAAUGCCUCUCCAGCAACUGUGUCCAGGAAUGGAAUGCUCCUUACUUUGUUGCAAGGCUUAUUGCCUGCUGAAGAGAAAUAUGACAAAAAUGCAAACCUGGAUGAAGAUGAAGAUGAUAGAGCAUCAAGGAAAAGAGAUAAGUCCAAUAAACAAUCAUUUGGUGUACACGUUGGACGGUUGUAUGUCUUUGCUCUCAUGUGGAGCAUGGGGGCAUUUCUUGAAAUUGAAGACAGGGUGAAGUUUGAGGAACACAUCAGAGCCACCAAUUCACUGAACUCUUUACUGGAUUUGCCCAAGGUGGAACACAACACACCCUCAGCAUGCAUUUUUGACUAUGUUGUUGAUCAAACAGGUCGGUGGGUGCACUGGAACUCAAGAGUAGAAGAGUUCAUCUAUCCAGAGACUCAUACUCCAGACUUUGGGUCCAUUCUGGUCCCAAAUGUAGAUAAUGUGAGGACUGACUUUCUGAUUCAUACUGUGGCCAAGCAGAACAAGUCUGUGUUGCUGAUGGGAGAGCAAGGGUCAGCAAAAACUGUCAUGAUUGAAGCAUUCUUGCGCAAAAGCAAUUCUGACAUGCACAUCUCAAGGAAGAUGAACUUCUCCUCAGCAUCCACUCCAUACAAUUUCCAGAGGAUCAUGGAGGGCUACUUGGACAAAAGGAUGGGAAGCACUUAUGGUCCACCUGCAGGGAAAAGAAUGACAGUCUUCAUUGAUGACAUAAAUAUGCCUCAAAUCAAUGAAUGGGGAGACCAAGUAACCAAUGAGAUUGUGAGACAAACUAUUGAAAUGAAUGGAUUUUACAACCUUGACAAGCCUGGGGACUUUACACACAUUGUGGAUGUCCAGUACCUGGCAGCCAUGAUCCAACCUGCAAAGUUCCACUAUGUCUUCAACCUCAGAGACUUGAGCAGGAUUUGGCAAGGAAUGAUUGGCACUUUACCAACAGUCAUCACCAGUGAACAAGUUUUACUCAGCUUGUGGAAGCAUGAAUGCACCAGAGUUAUUGCUGACAGAUUCAUCACUGUGGAGGACCAACAAUGGUUUGACAAUACCAUAUCUAGUCUGGUGAAAAAGGAGCUGGGGGAUCAGCAUGUUGAGAUGAUUGAUGAAUCUCAGUACUUUGUGGACUUCCUCAGAGAUGCCCCAGAGCCCACAGGGGAUGAAACAGAAGACACAGACAUGGAAAUGCCCAAAGUUUAUGAGCCCAUAACAGAUUUUGUGUCACUUAAUGAGCGCUUGCAAAUGUUCCUGAGUCAGCACAAUGAAAUGGUUAGAGGGACUGGAAUGGACUUGGUAUUCUUCAUGGAUGCCAUCAUUCACAUAGUGAAGAUUUCAAGAAUCAUAAGAAAUCCUGGUGGCAAUGCUUUGCUAGUGGGAGUUGGUGGAUCUGGAAAGCAGUCCUUGACGAAACUUGCCUCAUUCAUAGCUGGCUACAAAACUUUUCAGAUCACCUUGACAAGAUCCUACAAUGCCAACAAUUUCUUGGAAGACCUCAAGGUUCUGUACAGAACAUGUGGGAUACAAGGAAAAGGAACUACAUUCAUCUUUACAGAUCAGGAUGUUAAGGAUGAAGGGUUUUUGGAGUAUCUGAAUAAUGUGCUAUCUUCUGGAGUAGUGUCCAACCUAUUCAACAGAGAUGAACAAAGUGAGAUUAUCAUGGAGCUGAUUCCAAUAAUGAAGAGGGAGCAUCCAAGAAGACCUCCAACCCCUGAAAAUGUCAUGGACUUCUUUGUGUCCAGAGUCAGACAAAAUUUACAUGUUGUUCUCUGCUUCUCACCUGUGGGUGAGAAAUUUAGAAACAGGGCGAACAAAUUCCCUGGAUUAUUUUCUGGGUGCACCAUUGACUGGUUCCAGCCUUGGCCAAAAGAUGCAUUGGUUGCAGUGGCUCAGCAUUAUUUGAGCCAUUUUGAAGUGGUUUGCACAGCUGCAGUAAAAGGGAACUUGGUGAAAGCAAUGGGCACAAUGCAAGACAUUGUUUCCUUCUACUGUUCAGAAUACUUCCAAAGGUUCAGGAGAGCAGCGCAUGUGACACCAAAGUCUUACUUGUCCUUCCUCAAUUCUUACAAAAAUAUUUAUGCUCAGAAAAGAGAGGAAAUAGGAGAAUUAGCAGAGAGGAUGAAUUCUGGGUUGGCUAAAUUGCAAGAAGCCUCUGAGUCUGUGUCUAAGUUGAAAGAGGAGCUUUUUGUUUUGACAGAAGUUACUGAAAGAGCCAAAGAAGCAGAGCAGAUAAGAAAUCAAGUCCAAGGGAAAAAGGAUGAUGCCCAGGCUUUAGUUGAUGUUAUUGCUGUGGAUAAAGCACUGGCUGAAGAGAAGCUAGAAGCUGCAAGACCUGCUCUGGAGGAAGCUGAAUCUGCUUUGAAUACCAUCAAGCCUGCUCACAUUGCUACUGUAAGGAAACUUGGUAGACCUCCACAUCUCAUCAUGAGGAUCAUGGAUGCAGUCUUAAUCUUGUUCAGGAGAAAGCUUCAUCCAGUUGCCCCAGAUCCAACAGGAGUCAAUUUCCAGAAGCCCUCUUGGGGUGAAUCACUGAAGAUGAUGGCAAGUGCAACAUUCCUCACCCAACUCCAGACUUUCCCAAAGGACACAAUCAAUGAUGAAAUGGUUGAAUUACUGGAAACCUACUUGGAAGCAGAGGAUUACAAUAUGGAAACUGCCCAAAGGGUUUGUGGUGAUGUUGCUGGACUGCUUUCAUGGACAAAGGCCAUGGCAUUUUUUUUUGGAGUGAACAAAGAAGUCCUUCCAUUAAAGGCAAACUUGGCCCUUCAGGAAGCACGCCUAUCUCAGGCCAACAAAGAGUUGGAAAAGGCUGAGAAUGAAUUGACUCAGAAACAAAAUGAGUUGGCAGAAGUCAGGGAUCAGUAUGCCACAGCUGUCUCUGAAAGAGAAAGACUCCAAGAAGCUGCUUCAGCCUGCAGAAGAAAGAUGCAGGCUGCUGAAACUCUCAUAAAUGGAUUGGCUGGAGAGAAAUUGAGGUGGACCAAGCAAAGCAGGAUGUUCAAAGAACAAAUUGGAAAACUUGUUGGAGAUGUGCUGUUGGCAACAGCUUUCCUGUCCUAUGCAGGCCCAUUCAACCAGGAAUACAGGCUGAAGUUGAUGACCACAUGGAAGGACAAUGUUAAAAUGCACACUUUGCCCAUGUCUGAUGAUCUCAACAUCAUCAACAUGCUUGUUGACAACCCAACAAUUGCUGAGUGGAAUCUACAAGGGCUGCCUAGUGAUGAGCUAUCAGUUCAAAAUGCCAUUAUAUCCACCAAGGCUGCUUGUUACCCUCUGCUCAUUGACCCCCAGGGUCAAGGUAAACAGUGGAUCAAGAACAGGGAAUCCAUCAAUGAACUUCAGAUUACGUCCUUGAAUCACAAAUACUUCAGGACACAUUUGGAAGAUUCCCUGUCCUUGGGAAGACCUCUAUUGAUAGAGGACAUUGGUGAAGAACUGGACCCAAUUCUUGAUAACCUUCUGGAGAAGAAUUUUAUCAAAUCUGGAACAAUUGAAAAGGUGCUUAUUGGUGAUAAAGAGUUUGACAUUAUGGCUGGCUUCAUGGUCUACAUCACCACCAAGUUACCAAACCCAGCUUACACACCAGAAAUCAGUGCCAAGACCUCAAUGAUUGACUUCACAGUUACCUUGAAGGGCUUGGAGGACCAGCUCCUGGGCAGAGUAAUUUUGACAGAGAAAAGUGACCUGGAAGCUGAGAGAGUGCAGCUGCUUGAAGAUGUCAUGGAAAACAAAAAGGCUAUUAAGAAUUUAGAAGACAAUUUGCUCUACAGAUUGACUUCCAUUCAAGGGUCUUUGGUGGAUGAUGAAGAUUUGAUCCUGGUGCUGGCUGACACCAAAGCCACUGCCCAAGAAGUAUCUCAGAAACUUCAAGUGGCUGCUGAAACUGAAGCAAAAAUUAAUGCUGUCAGGGAAGAAUUCCGCCCAGUUGCUGCCAGAGGAUCCAUUCUUUAUUUUCUCAUUGUUGAAAUGAGCUCUGUGAAUUCUAUGUAUCAAACCUCCCUGAGGCAAUUCCUGAUGCUCUUUGAGCUUUCAAUGGCCAAGCAAGAUCUACAGCUUUUGAAUCCCACAGAAUCAUUGGGACCUGAGUAUGAAGAACCACCAAUCUUGGACUUGGAGCAUAUGUGCAAUGAAAGUGAUCCAAACACUCCACUGGUCUGUUUCUUGGCACUUGGAGCAGAUCCAACCACCUCCAUUGAAAGCUUAGCCAAAUCCAAAGAAUUCACUUUGAGGUCAAUAUCAAUGGGACAAGGACAAGAAAUCCCAGCUAGAAAGUUGUUGCAUGAUUGCAUGCAAACUGGUGAUUGGCUUCUGUUGCAAAAUUGCCACUUGUCAUUGCCAUUCUGUGGGGAAGUACUGGAUGCAGUUUCUGAAAGUUUUGGGAUCAAUACUAACUUCAGGAUUUGGAUCACCACUGAGUACCAUCCUCAAUUCCCCAUUGGCCUGCUGCAGAUGUCAAUCAAGUUUACCAAUGAGCCUCCUCAAGGAAUUAAAGCAAGUUUGAAGAGAACCUACAACAGCAUCAAUCAGGACUUCUUGGAGUACUCCAAUGCACCACAAUGGCAGCCUUUGUUGUAUGCAGUGGCAUUUCUGCAUACCACAGUCCUGGAGAGAAGAAAGUAUGGACCAUUGGGUUGGAACAUACCUUAUGACUUUAACCAAGCAGAUUUCAUGGCUUCUGUGCAGUUUAUACAGAACCACCUGGAUGACAUGGACCCUAAAAAGGGAGUGUCAUGGACUACAAUUUGCUACAUGUUGGGACAAGUGCAAUAUGGUGGGAGAGUCACAGAUGAUUUUGAUCAUCAUCUCUUGAGGACAUUUGCUGAGGAAUGGUUCACAGAACACUUAUUUGCCAGUGAUUUUUGCUUCUACAAGGGAUACCACAUUCCCAGAUGCAAGACCACCGUUGGUUACCUGGAAUACAUCAACAUGUUGCCAUCCAAUGACUCUCCUGAAGUGUUUGGGCUGCAUCCAAAUGCUGACAUAACGUAUCAAAUCAACACAGCAAAAGACAUACUGGACACCAUUUUGAACAUUCAGCCCAAAGAAGGUGCAGGUCAAGGAGGUGGAGAAACCAGGGAAGCUGUUGUUUACAGACUGUGUGAUGACAUGUUGAGCAAACUGCCACCAGCUUAUGUGAAAGAAGCCCUUAAUAAGCUGGGAGGUCUGGCUAUGCCAAUGAAUAUCUUCCUAAGGCAAGAGAUUGACAGGAUGAAGAAGAUUGUGGAAUCUGUAAGGUCUACAUUGAUUGACUUGAAACUGGCCAUUGAAGGAACAGUCAUUAUGAGUCAGAAUCUCAGGGAAGCUUUGGAUGCCAUGUAUGAUGCCAGGGUUCCAACCCAGUGGGUCAAGUUGUCAUGGGAAUCUGCCACAUUGGGCUUCUGGUUCACAGAGCUGAUUGAAAGAGACAUUCAGUUCAGGAGAUGGUGUUUCCAUGGGAGGCCCAACUGCUUCUGGAUGACAGGCAUGUUCAAUCCUCAAGGAUUCCUCACAGCAAUGAGACAGGAAGUGACCAGAGCUCACAAGGGUUGGGCACUGGACAGUGUGGUGCUGCAAAAUAUGAUCACCAAGUUCAACAAAGAGGACAUCAAUGAACCUCCACCUGAGGGUGUAUACAUUCAUGGAUUGAUUCUAGAGGGCGCUUCUUGGGACAGAAAACGUGGUAAACUUGUGGAGAGCAAACCAAAGGUGAUCCACGAGGAGCUCCCAGUGGUGUACGCCUAUGCGAUUGCGUCCACAUCCGGCAAGGACCCCAGUGCCUACGAGUGCCCCAUCUACCGGAAGCAGAAGCGCACUGAGCAGUGCUACUUGGGUUCCUUCGACCUCAUGGGCGACAAGUCGGCAGCGCAUUGGGUCCUUCGCGGCGUGCUGUAUGAGUCAUUGCCGGUCAUAUACGUGUUCGCCAUCAACAGCACUUCCGGCAAGGACCGAAGGUUGUAUGAAUGUCCCAUUUACCGCAAGCCACAAAGGACAAGCACCAUGUACAUAGGAUCCAUAGACUUCGAGACGCAGGACUCGCAUCCAAGUCACUGGACUCUGCGUGGAGUAGCACUGCUCUGUGACAUCAAGUGA